UAGGUAUGUUUGUUAGUCACGUGACCAAGCACUUGCACGUUUUACCAUGGAACAGGUGGAAAUACGUCGUUUAAAACUUGAGCUAGAGGCCAAGGACAAAGAAAUUGAAAGACUGAGAGCAGCGAUAGAAGAGCAGGCUGAUUUUGAAACAGUGACUGAGGUCAGUGGUCCAUCAACAGCAACAAGCAAAAGAAUUGUUGAGCUGACAAAAGAAGGUAUCGCUCGCUACAGCAGGCAGCUCAUUCUCCCUGAGAUAGGUGUUCAAGGUCAGUUGAGAUUACAGAGGUCCUCUGUUCUGAUUGUUGGGGCCGGAGGUUUGGGGUGUCCUGCUGCAAUCUACCUGGCGGCAGCAGGGAUAGGUAAGCUGGGUGUCAUAGACUACGACGAGGUGGAGCUGAGUAACCUGCAUCGUCAGGUGCUACACACAGAGGACAGAGUGGGUGUUGCCAAAUCAGCGUCGGCCACACAUGCUUGCAAGAGGCUGAACUCUUCAGUACAUUACAUCCCGUAUCGCCUUCAGUUGGACAGCUCCAAUGCCCUGGCCAUCAUCUCACAGUAUGAUGUUGUGCUGGAUGCUAGUGACAAUGUGGCGACCCGCUACCUUCUGAACGAUGCCUGUGUGCUGGCAGGGAAACCCCUGGUGUCGGGCAGCGCCCUCAGGUUUGAGGGGCAGCUGACCGUGUACAACCACCGAGGGGGCCCCUGCUACCGAUGCCUGUUCCCCAAACCUCCGCCGCCCGAAACAGUCACCAACUGCUCCGAGGGUGGUGUGCUGGGAGUAGUUCCUGGGAUCAUUGGGUGUCUGCAAGCCCUGGAGACUGUCAAGAUCGUGGCCGACAUCGGCACUAGUUCCAGCCAGCGCCUGCUGCUGUUUGAUGCCCUGGAUGGGAUGUUCCGCACCAUCAAGCUCCGUCCCCGGCAGUCCAAGUGUCCUGUGUGUGGAGACAACCCCUCCAUCACCCAGCUCAUGGACUAUGAACAGUUCUGUGGGGCCCGAGCUACUGACAAGGAACAUGCUCUAACAGUGUUAGAUGACUCCGAGAGAAUAUCCCCAAAGGUUUACCAAGAGAUGAUGGUGAAGGGGUCACCCCACAUUCUGGUGGACGUACGGACAGAGGUGGAGAUGGGCAUCUGUCAGCUACCACACCCUUCAGUCAAUAUACCAAUAUCUUCAAUAGACAAAGCUGAUUGUGUAGAGAGGUUGAAAUCAACAGUAAAGAAACAACCAACAGGUGGCAACAGCCCAGUAUCGGUUGUGCUGGUGUGUCGUCGAGGUAACGACUCUCAGAAUGCAGUCAGGUCCCUUCAACAUUCCUUGUCAGACUGUAAUGUGACACUAAAGGACAUCCGUGGAGGUCUGCAUGCCUGGGCCAGGCAGGUGGACAAGAACUUCCCUGUCUACUGAAGGACGUCCAUGGAGGUCUGGCCAGACAGGUGGACAAGGACUUCCCUGUCUACUGAAGGAUGUCCAUGGACGCCUGGGCCAGACAGGUGGACAAGGACUUCCCUGUCUACAGAAGGAUGUCCAUGGAGGUCUGGCCAGACAGGUGGACAAGGACUUCCCUGUCUACAGAAGGAUGUCCAUGGAGGUCUGGCCAGACAGGUGGACAAGGACUUCCCUGUCUACUGAAGGACGUCCAUGGACGCCUGGGCCAGACAGGUGGACAAGGACUUUCCUGUUUACUGAAGGAUAUGCAUGGAGGUCUACAUGCCUGGGCCAAACAGGGGGACAAGACCUGUGUUGGUCACUGAAGGACACUUGUAAUGUAACACCCCUGUACAAGUACUACAAUCCAUAGUGUGGUUGCAGGAGCACUUUGUAUCAUAAAGAUGUCAUUUGGGUUUGAUGCACAUUAAGUUUUCAGUAACCAGAAUAUAAUUAUCAGUUACCUACACGAGGCAAUCUGGAGGAGGCUAGCCAUUGGUUGACAGUGUGAGAACAUUGUUUUAUCCCUUACAGGUCUGGUCACCACUGGCAAUAUUCACUCACUCAGAAGUAUGUAUUGGGGCAGGGUAGAUCUGAAUUAGAACAAUUUCAUUAUUUUAUGUAUAGGUCAUUUUAUUUACACAUCCAUGAACAAAUAAGCAACUGUUAAUUUUCUGA
Haliotis rufescens (red abalone) is the source of this 2104-nucleotide messenger RNA. Its product is annotated as adenylyltransferase and sulfurtransferase MOCS3-like. Gene Ontology annotation, molecular function: adenylyltransferase activity; thiosulfate-cyanide sulfurtransferase activity; URM1 activating enzyme activity. Bases 47 to 1405 code for a protein of 452 amino acids. The record is from RefSeq and is a predicted model, not a curated record. The transcript is spliced from 12 exons. NCBI's taxonomy places the organism in Eukaryota, Metazoa, Mollusca, Gastropoda, Lepetellida, Haliotidae. Gene Ontology annotation, biological process: tRNA wobble position uridine thiolation; protein urmylation. Gene Ontology annotation, cellular component: cytosol; cytoplasm.